AAAAGGCCGGCCGUUAUUCUGAGUCCUCUUUCUCUCCAACCCUCCAGUUGUCCCGCUUCAGUCACUCACACACUCAGCCCCCCGGAAAUUCCCACCGACAUCAUAAAAUCCUUUUCUCAACACACAUCUUUCAUCAAUUCUUCCCUAGAACUCAUCAGAUCCGCCAACACUAGCAUCCGCAUCGCUACUUGUUACUUGUACCUUCCAGUCAAGAAAACCUUCAUUCUACUUCCCACUCUUCGCGCCAAAAACAUUUGGUCAUCUUCUACAAACACAAUUCCCAACACACACCAAGAUCAUAGCCAUGUCGUCUUACUAUUCUUCUCGUCCUAGCGGUUCCCAGGACCUUGGUGAGAAGCUUGGCCAGAACAUGGCUGAGAAUUAUCGCUGCAAGAUUGGCGGUGAGUGGAAGCCGAUGUCUGGCUUCUCCAAGAAGCAGCAGAAGCUUGUUCAAGAUAAGCUUGAUCGACACGCCAAAGUCAACCGUGCCAACACUGGCAUGGUCUGCCGCAUCCACUCGGGCGAGCCCGUCAAUGAGAUCCGAUGUGAAGGUCCCUGUGACGAGAUCAAGACCUUGGACCAGUUCUCCAAGAACAACAGAACCAAUGGCGUCAACAUCUGCAAGUCUUGCCAGCACUGGAUCAACACCCAGGAGCCCGGCUAUACUCCGUGGGCCGGUCCUAAUACUCAACUGGACCCCCUGGAGAACUCGGACGACUACGCGAGUCACCUCCCUACUGAUCCCUCCGAGAUCUUUGACUUCCGUAGCGAGGUUGAUCGGCCCCUCGCUCCCAUCACUGGAACCAACGGCCUCACUACCGAGAGUGACCUCUUAACUCGCAUUGAGUCUCUGGGCAUUGAGACUCGCCAGCCUUAUGUUGCCGGCCCGAUCGGCCUUGGGGCUCGUGAUAACGGCCAUGCUAGCUACGAUGCCAUCGCCUCCGGCCCGGGCAGCGAGAGUAUUGCCUCUGCUGCUACCUCGGCUAUUGCAAGUACCACUGAGACAGGUCGUGACUACGACUUUCACAACACCUUCCUUGAUGUUAACUUCAAUGCCUACGACUCGGCUGGUAAGAAGCACAUCAAGACCAAGGUCCCCAGUACGCAGUCCAGUGGCUCUUCCAUCAUUGAGAGUCGCUAUACCUACGAGGGAGGUCGCCCCGAGAACGGAACCAAUUCUACUGUUGUCGCUACUUCUAGCGUUGCUCCUAGCGGUCCCUGGCCCGGUAAUCGUCAGCGCGAUAGAAAGCAGCUCACGAAGGAGGAGCACCGCGCGCUCCAGAGAGGCAAGCCUCAGCCCCAGACACUCUUCAACCCCAUUCCUUACGGCAACGGCGAUGUCGACAGUGACGACGAGUAGGAACCUCGUUGGUCCACGCGUCAUCUGGGCACCAGAUAACUCUAUUUGGUAGCGGUGGUUUCAUUCAGCCGCCAUGGAAACAUUUCGACGAGCUUCCUUACAUACUUGGAACAAGCGUCGGGAGC
Colletotrichum acutatum is the source of this 1485-nucleotide messenger RNA. RefSeq names its product Stc1 domain-containing protein. The record is from RefSeq and is a predicted model, not a curated record. The transcript has 6 exons. NCBI's taxonomy places the organism in Eukaryota, Fungi, Ascomycota, Sordariomycetes, Glomerellales, Glomerellaceae. Bases 305 to 1360 code for a protein of 351 amino acids.